AAACAGAGCCUGAGUUCCUGUGCGGGCUAAAGAUGGCGGCGUCAGGAGCCGGGUCUCCCGGCCGGCUGGUCCAGUACGUGGUGGUCCGCUCGGAUCUGGUUCAUAAACUGUCCUGGCCCCUGGGGGCCGUGAUAACUCAGGCCUGCCACGCCGCUACCGCCGCCAUCCACCUGCACUACGGAGACCCGGACACGCAGCGCUACCUGUCCGAGCUGGACUCCAUGCACAAGGUGGUGCUGGGGGCUCCAGAUGAGGCUGCCCUCUCUGGUCUGUCAGAGUCUCUGAAGCAGGCUGGUGUCUCUCACAAGCUUUGGAUCGAACAGCCUGAGAACAUCCCCACGUGUUUAGCCCUGAAGCCGUAUCCAAAAGAGACUGUCCAGCCACUGAUGCGCAAGUUCAAACUCUUCAAAUGACUUCUGCUCCAAACGCCGCUGCCACGCUGAGACACUCUCCAUCCGGACACUCAUUUUUAUUUUAAAUUGCAGUCUGCAAAAUGGACAGUGGGCACUGCACCCUUUUCUGUCCAGGAUUAAAAUCUGAAAUAAUUGUCUGCUAAUCUGGGUUUAUUUGUUCUGAUGUUUUACAAAAUACAAAAGCUGUGUGGCAUUCGUUUGUGAUGUAAAAGCAACAAAAAUCCCUUAUCUCACCCCCAGCUGGUUCUCAUUGCUCAUCUAAAUACACUGCAUUAAACAGGAAUGGUUUAACUCAG
This is a messenger RNA of Oreochromis aureus, 709 nucleotides long. It is a transcript of the gene ptrhd1, whose product is annotated as peptidyl-tRNA hydrolase domain containing 1. The record is from RefSeq and is a predicted model, not a curated record. Gene Ontology annotation, molecular function: peptidyl-tRNA hydrolase activity. Bases 33 to 413 code for a protein of 126 amino acids. The transcript is spliced from 2 exons. NCBI's taxonomy places the organism in Eukaryota, Metazoa, Chordata, Actinopteri, Cichliformes, Cichlidae.